CGUCAAUUCACUCCAUCCUACUCUACUGGUCUACGUAAUGGUCGUAUUGCGCAAUACCACCCGUGACUGACUGUCACUGACCCUAUCCAUACAAUACAAGCUCCCGCCGAUAAGCUCGGUGACCCCAAAAUCUGGGCAUCCAGCCAUGUUUGUGUGCAUGUGCUUCUGCUGCUGCUGCUGCUAACUUAACUGCUGCUGCGACUUCACUUGUGACCUCACCCUUUCCUUUCUCCACACACACCACCCCCCCUUGGAGAUGCUCCUUCUACUUUAUUUGACUUGACCACAACAGAAGCGUCCUUGUUGAUGGAUCGUCAUGGAUGAUACUAUCGCAGAACCCAUCGUCAAUCGCGAUGAGCCUAUACCUGUUAUAUUUUCCGACAAGCAGAAACAUGAUACCAAGCAUCCGCGAGCUCGGGGGCACAAGCGAUCAGUCUCGGGGGUUGGGCGGUCUCUGCAGGACAGGCUAUUCUCCAAAAUUCUGGAGCAGGUAGUGCCUACAGAAGAUGCCGAUAAGGAAUCAUUGUCAGGCGGCGACAAGUCUCUCGCCGCAGACCCAAAGCGGCCAGCCUUCAGCCUACCUCUCAUGGCAAACAACUUUCGCAGGUUCAAUGCAAGAAUUGGAAUUGUCUUUACGUUUCAAAUCCAGGUUGAGCGUCUGUUCAGCUGGAAAAAAGCCUCCCACACGCUUUCGUUCCUCUUCAUCUAUUCGUUCAUCUGUCUGAACCCACACCUCUUUGUACUGAUUCCGAUCUCUAUUCUUCUAUUCUUCAUCAUGGUGCCUGCAUUCCUUGCGCGACACCCCCCCCCUCCUUCAACGUCGACCUCAAGUAUCACGCCUUACUACUCUUACGAUGGCCCGGCACUGGCACCUGCGAAAACCAUCAAGCCAGCCUCAGAGACCUCGAAAGACUUCUUUGUGAAUAUGCGGGACUUGCAGAAUUGCAUGGCGGACUUCUCCGACGCCCACGACGCCAUGGUCUCCGCCUUUGCACCUGUGACCAAUUUCUCCGACGAGAAGCUUUCGUCAGCGGUUUUCUUACUGUGUCUGCUCGUUGCCGCUCUUUUGAUCUUGACUGCUCAUCUUGUUCCUUGGCGCUUGGUCUUCCUGGCUGGCGGUAAUUUGGCUAUAUUCUCCCUGCACCCUCGUUUUCACCAUUUUGUCCAGGCUAUCACAGCGGACCUCUCACAGCAACCUGCGGGAACGGAAUCCAUGGCCGAAAAGCAACUCAGGAGCGCGGCAAACGCUGCUGGGGUUCCACUACCCGCUUCCUCUAGUGCCAUGUCCUUGAUGAGAUCAUUGGCUAAUAUCUCUCUGGAUUCUGACACUGAAGAACGCGAGGUCGAAAUCUUUGAGAUUCAGUAUCGCUCCCUGGCACCAUAUGGCGAAUCUCAGUGGGACCAUUUCCUGUUCAGUCCGAUGCCAUACGACCCACUCUCGCCACUUCGCAUCGCAGGCGACCGUCCCAAAGGGUGCCGGUUUUUCGAGGACGUCCAGCCUCCAAGCGGUUGGGCAUGGAAGAGCAAAAAGUGGGAGCUGGAUCUAGACUGUCGCGAGUGGGUGGUGGAGCGCAUGAUCACGGGGGUUGGCUUCGAGGUACCCGGGGGCGCCUCUGAAGACCAAACAGCCGGUGGAGAGAUCGGGGGCUGGGUCUGGGAUCUGCCCCCUGCUUUUGUUGCGGAUGACAAUUCGGCCAGUGAUAAAAAAGCGUCUGCGAAGAAGGGCAAGGAACGUGCCUCGCAAGAUUAUGAAGAAAGAGGUAAUACCGGAGGAAUGGGUGAGUGGAGAAGGCGGCGCUGGGUUCGCGUGGUACACAGAACUAGUAUGCCGGCUGGUCAGCAACAGACGACAAAUGAUGAGACCAGUAGCAGUCCUAGCAGUCCUCGCAGUCGUGGCAGCUUUUGCAAAGAAACCGUGAUAGUGAGAGAUGGCUUACUACUUCCUCCAAGUGUCUUGUGUUACCCAAACCCAGUCACUAGGUGGUCAAUUCUGAUGCUGAUGGACAUGAAUGAUGGAGAUGCUAGUUCCUGUCAUUGGCUCUGGGACUCUCCCCAUGCGCGACCGUCGCUCUGUGCUUUGGAGUACCUCUCCCUUGCACCAGCGAUAGUUAUUUUGAUCAUUGCACUGAGCCACUUACUCUCACAUGGAGUUGCGCUAAGAUGCCCAAAAUGGAUGAAUUCCUUCGUUCAGGAGCAGCCAGCAUCGAUAGAGCUGCCCAUAGAACGGCCACCGCAGCGGGUCGGCUGGGUUGUAGCCCUGUUCGCCAUCUCGAUGAUUGGAUUUCUAGCUGAACUGACCAGCGUUAUCCUUGGCGGGCCUUUGAUAAGCACCGUCUUACCUGUAUCCUGGGCUGUGGCUGCUGCCAUGGUUGCAGUGCUGCGCCCGAGAUCGUGCCCUACAUCCCUGCUUUCCUUUUUUCUGAGUGCACUGGUGGUCGAGUCCGCAUAUCUCAUCAAUGAUGAUGUGUAUAAUCUCUCUAGACUUUUCACCCGCCAUGAGGCUGCUGCUGCUGCUUUGGCCGGCUGUACGGUCAUCCUUGCAAUGCCCUUUCGCAGCCAUAGUCUCCCGCAGGAUGACAUCAGCGCCGUUGGUCAAGUGCCAUCCAGGGACUUGCGCAGUCCAGAGGACAACUUGCGACUUUGGCAGUUUCUGAGCGUGUCUUGGAUGGCUCCACUGAUUUCUGUAGGCAAGAACAAACAACUGCAGGAGGAAGAUGUGUGGUUUCUGGGAUACGAGUUUCAGCAUCGCAGACUGCACGAGAAGUUCCGGCAAUUGAAAGGAUCCGUGCUGGGAAGGCUACUUCAAGCGAAUGGAAUUGACGUGCUAAUAAUAACGACAAUCUCCAUCGUGCAGAUGCUUUGUGAUUUCUCGACCCCUGUCUUGCUCCAGCAAUUGUUGCAGGCGAUGAAGGAUCGAGGCACGUCCAAUCGGCCGGCCUUGACCUAUGCAUUACUGAGUCUGGUGCUUCGCCUGGUGCUAGCGCAGGCCCAGGUUCUCAAUCUGUGGUACGGGAGACGUGCCUACGAACGGAGUAGAGGCGAGAUGAUCAUGAUGGUUUAUGAGAAGGCACUUUCGAGAAAGAACGUCUUCGAUCAGGAGAUAAGCGAGAAGGAAGAUGGAGCCGGGCCCUCCGAAGAAACGGAUGAUGAGACAGAUUCGGAUCCCCAAUCAAAGAGGUGGUGGUGGCCCUUCUCGCGCUCCAAGAGGGUAACGCGCAAGGAGAUGAUUAAGAAAACAGCGUCCAUGGGCAAAAUCUUCAAUCUAUUACGUGGAGACGUCUACGAAGUCGCGCAGAGAUUCUGGGAAAUUGACUCCCUGAUUGACAAACCGCUGGGGCUUAUCAUUGCGACCGUUCUCGUCUGGAAGCUCCUCGGGCUGUCAUGCUUCUUGGGAGUUAUAGCCAUUUUGGUUGCCCAAACGCUUAACGCGUUCAUCACUCGUAAACUUCUUCGCUGGGAACGUGUACGUCGCCUAGCAACAGACACCCGGCUUCAGAUAUCUUCUCAAUUUGUUGAGGCUCUGCGACAUUUGCGUUGGUACGGUUGGCAGAACCAUUGGCUCCGUCAGGUAAUGGACGCCAGACAGUCUGAGUUGAACCUGCGAAUUGUCACUAGUCUUUGGAAUGUGCUGAUUCGCUUCAUCAACACCCUUGCUAGUGGGCUGUUCCCCGUGGUCGCAUUAUACGCUUACACCUUCUUGGCUGGAAACCCGCUGCGCAUCGAUAUCAUUUUUCCUGCUCUUCAGCUGUUUACAAUGCUGGAAACCCGACUGAGGGAUAUCCCGAGUCUCAUCACUGUGCUCAUAAACGCCUCGAUUGCUAUGGAGAGAAUCGAGGACUUCAUGGCAGAGCCUGAUAAAGAGAGAACGCCACUUGCUGCUGACUGCGCCUCUCUCAUCAAACUGGAUUCAUGUACUUUUGCCUGGCCCGGGAAGUUAUCACCUGUGCUUCCCAAUGUCAACCUGGACGUGCCUCAAGGUCUGACCGUUGUCCACGGCAAGGUGGGAUCUGGCAAGACAGCUUUGCUCCAAGCCUUACUGGGCGAGAUGGAUAGACUGGAAGGAAUCUCCCAUCUCCCAAAUGAGAUGGUCGGGUUCUGUGCUCAGACCCCAUGGCUGCAGAGCAUGAGUAUCAGGGACAACAUUCUGUUCUCUUCGCCGUUUGAUGAGCAGCGUUACAAGCUGGUGCUAGAUGCCUGUGCACUUAUACCGGAUCUUUCCAACUUCAAGCAUGGUGACCUGUCUUUUGUGGGCGAGAAUGGAAUAGGUCUCUCUGGGGGUCAGAAGGCACGCGUGGCUCUGGCACGGGCAAUGUAUAGCUCGGCUAGGAUACUGCUACUUGACGACCCUCUUUCAGCCUUAGACCAUAAUACAGCAGAGACGGUUGUUCAUAAAUGUUUCUUGGGCCCGCUAAUGCGCAACCGGACUGUGGUUCUUGUCACCCACAGAACCCACCUAGUCGGUGAAAUUGCUGACCAGAUUGUUCGCAUCGAAAAUGGGAAGGCCACAGUAGAAAUUAACCAGAAUGUGUCGUCUCAUGGCAGCGAUGACCAGGAAAGCGCUCCGUCAAAAAGCACAGAAACUGUCAACGAGGGUGAAGUUGCUCUUGAAGAUGCCUCUGCUGCAAUUCCCACGAAAUUCAUAGAAGAAGAACAUAGAGCAGAAUGGGGAGUGCAGGCACGAGUAUAUUGGAAGUACAUCCAAGCUGGCAAAUACCGCUGGUGGCUCGCCCUCUUUGCGGUAUUGACAAUCUAUCGCCUGUCUUCCGUUGGCCAGUCAUGGUUCCUCAAGGAGUGGGGAGAGGCAUACAAGCAGAUACUCUUGUUCUUCGGACAAUCGAACCUCAACCGUAUGUCUUCCAGUGCGGAACUAACUACCGCCUCGACGAUGGCAAACAACAUCCACUGGGCGCCGCGGGACCCAUUUGAUGGCUUUCCCGCGCCGGAAGAGAAUGUGAAACCCUGGUUAGUAGCAUUUUUGCUCAUUACCAGCUUUCAGUCCCUGAUGCUUCUGCUCGCACAGCUUCUGAUGCUGGUGAUCGUCUAUUGCGCCGGCCGAACGCUGUUCGAGGAGGUGAUGGUACGAGUGAGCAACGCCACGUUCCGAUUCUUCGAUGUCACGCCCUUGGGUCGCCUGAUGAAUCGACUAACUUCUGACAUUGGAGUGGUCGACGGGAACAUCAGUGAACAGUUCCAAAUGAUCGCAUUCCAAGCCAUCACCUGGGUGUCCUCGAUCGCCGUGAUCGCGACUGUGACUCCAACCUUCCUCGGAUUCUCGCUCCUGCUCACCGCGGCCUUUGUUCUCAUCUUCCGACGUUUCCUCCCCACCUCACAGAGCUUGCGGCGUCUGGAGAUGGUAUCGCUGAGUCCAUUAAUCUCCAACUUCGGUGAACUGCUUCAUGGCCUAACCACCGUGCGCGCCUUCCACGCCGAAAGCCGCUUCCAGGACCGCGUCAUCGCCGUCGUCGACAAGUUCCAGGGCAUGGACCACUUCUACUGGUCACUGCAAAGCUGGCUCAUGUACCGGUUCGAGAGCCUUUCCGCGGUAUCGACCUUCUGCCUGACCGUACUCGCUCUCUACACCAGCGUUAGCCCCGGCCUAGCAGCCUUCGUCCUGAUCGCGGCCAACAACUUCGUCACCUCCACCCAUGCCCUGUGCAAGCAAUACGGCCAGCUCCAAAUGGACUUUGUAUCGGUCGAGCGAGUGGACGAACUGCUGCACGUGGAGCAAGAACCCCUCGGCACGAUCGAUCCUCCGGCCUCGUGGCCCAAAUUCGGCCAGGACAUCGUCUUCGAGGACGUGACGAUCCGCUACGCGCCGCACCUCGAUCCCUCGCUCCGCAACAUCUCCCUGCGCAUCCCCGGCGGCUCCACAACAGCCAUCAUUGGGCGCACCGGCAGUGGCAAGUCCACGCUGGCCGUCGCCAUGCUCAGCGUCGUGCGGCCCGAAUCCGGGCGCAUUCUCGUCGACGGCCUGGACAUCGCGCAGGUCGCAACGCAAGCGCUGCGGUCCCGCGUCACGUUCGUCGCGCAGGACCCUGUCCUCUUCCCCGGGAGCAUUCGGCUCAACCUCGAUCCGACGGGAGAGUACUCCGACGCCGAAUGCGCCGAGGUGCUCAAGCGCGUCUGCAGCCGCCACGGCUGGAGUCUCGAGACGCCCGUGGAAGCCGGAGGCCGCAAUCUGAGCCAGGGCGAGCGGCAGCUGAUUGGACUCACGCGAGCGGUGCUGCGGCGCAGCCCCAUCGUCAUCCUGGAUGAAGCGACGGCGUCGAUCGACCAUGAAAGCUCGUUGGAGAUCCAGCAGAUCCUGCGCGAGGAGAUGAGGGAGUCGACGGUGGUGACUAUCGCGCAUCGGCUGGAGGCGAUCAAGGAUGCGGAGUAUUAUAUUGUAUUGUAUAAAGGAGGGGUGUCGGAGCAGGGGUAUGUUCGAGAUAUGUGAGAUGGAAUCUUGGUGAGGGGAUCUAGUCCGCCUUUUCUGCCACGAAACAUUUUCCAUAGCUAACCGUUAGAAAAGAAGAAGGGGUUGAAGUAGCUAUCAAAGGGCUGUAUGUGGCAAAUUUAGGCUCAAGUGAGAGGAACAGUGGGCAGGUGAGCGCGUAGCCCCGAUACGGAGGCUGAUCAAAAUGGUGAAUAAAAGGAAUCUGGACCUCUACACAGGUCUUACCAAGGCCCAAGCGGCGCUAGUCUUCCAGAUACAUAGCAAGCGUAUGGGCUUAGCCUACUUUCUCUAGGAAAUCGAGGCAUACGAUACGAGGGAGUAUUUAUACGAAAACUACACGCAGAUACUCAAGCGUACUCUGUUAAAGUAUCCGCAG
Molecule: messenger RNA, 6812 nt
Organism: Aspergillus aculeatus ATCC 16872
Lineage: Eukaryota; Fungi; Ascomycota; Eurotiomycetes; Eurotiales; Aspergillaceae
Exons: 8
Coding region: 317-6436 (2039 amino acids)
Biological process (GO): transmembrane transport
Cellular component (GO): membrane; fungal-type vacuole
Molecular function (GO): ABC-type peptide transporter activity; ATP hydrolysis activity; ATP binding
Source: RefSeq, a predicted model, not a curated record